GGUAGGUGAGUGGGCUCUGAAGACCUGGGCCAUGGAUACACAAAAUGCGAGUGAGGCCCUUACAGGAGGGAUCUGCACAACAGAUGAGCAGUGUCUAACGUCAGAGAAGGCCGCCAUGAAGAUUCAGUCUUGGUGGCGCGGCAACAUGGUGCGCCGCACGUUACUGCACGCUGCGCUCAGGGCCUGGGUCAUCCAGUGUUGGUGGCGGUCGAUGCAGGCCAAGAUGGUGGAGCAAAGACGGCGCCUGGCGCUCAGACUCUACACCUGCCAGGAGUGGGCAGUGGUGAAGGUGCAGGCGCAGGUUCGAAUGUGGCAGGCCCGGAGGCGGUUCCUCCAGGCGCGCCAGGCGGCCUGCGUCAUCCAGUCUCACUGGCGCUGGCAUGCCAGCCAGAGCCGCGGCCUGAUCAGGGGCCGCUACCAGGUCAGAGCCAGCCGGCUGGAGCUCGACAUCGAAAUCCUCGUGGCCUAGGGCGCUGGCAGUCCCAAGGAGACUGGAUCUUCUCUCCCAAUAAAGAUACUUACUG
Tupaia belangeri chinensis (Chinese tree shrew) is the source of this 524-nucleotide messenger RNA. It is a transcript of the gene IQCF6, whose product is annotated as IQ motif containing F6. The transcript is spliced from 2 exons. The record is from RefSeq and is a predicted model, not a curated record. Bases 32 to 469 code for a protein of 145 amino acids. NCBI's taxonomy places the organism in Eukaryota, Metazoa, Chordata, Mammalia, Scandentia, Tupaiidae. Gene Ontology annotation, molecular function: calmodulin binding.